UCAUGUAACAUUGCCGCGAGCGAUAGCACAAUACAUUCCACGUAACAGACUCAUGUCUGAAAGAGAAUGGCGAAGUUAUGGCGUUAUGCAAUCGGAAGGAUGGGAACACUACAUGAUCCAUGGUGAGAAACAAUUUCACGCGUGUAUCAUAACAAUUGCCCUAAGGGACAUUCCAUUUAUCAGGUGA
Messenger RNA from Ambispora leptoticha, 187 nucleotides. NCBI's taxonomy places the organism in Eukaryota, Fungi, Glomeromycota, Glomeromycetes, Archaeosporales, Ambisporaceae. The record is from the annotation of a GenBank genome assembly.